Messenger RNA from Camellia sinensis, 2623 nucleotides. RefSeq names its product phosphatidylinositol/phosphatidylcholine transfer protein SFH13. The record is from RefSeq and is a predicted model, not a curated record. NCBI's taxonomy places the organism in Eukaryota, Viridiplantae, Streptophyta, Magnoliopsida, Ericales, Theaceae.
ACAAAUAAGCAAAGGGGGCAAAAAAUGGCGCUGGAACCUUCACAAAUUGGUUUAGUGAGAGAGAGAGAGAAAGAAGGAGAGAGAAAACGUGAAAGAAAGUUGAGAUUUACGCAAUCACCCAGAUCUUCCCCAUUUCACCACCUCCAUUGCGUAUCAGCUUUCACCGGCAACAAUUUUCCCGAGAAAAUUUCAAUUUUCUCGGCGAAAUUCGAUCUCGUUUGGUGUUUGUUCAAUUACCUUCCUUCCUUUUUUUUUUUUUUUUUUUUUUUUUUUUUUUUUUUUGUGUUGGCAGCGCGCAGUUAAUUCAAUGGAAUAGCUCUGCCGAUCCAGCUCUCUUGUUAGGGUUUCCAGGAUGAGCAGUAAUUGAUGAGUUUGCUGGGAGAAUCUUUUCUUCUUCCGAAACCAGGGACCAAAACUCUUCUUGUUGCACCUGACUAAAAUGUCAGGUUUAGAGGGAUGGGGGAAUCAUGAUGAAAUAAGAGAAAGAAGAUCAGAUUUUGAGAACUCUGAAGAUGAGCGUCGACGAUCGAAAAUUGGGACUCUAAAAAAGAAGGCGAUCAAUGCUUCAAAUAAGUUCACUCAUUCUCUCAAGAAACGAGGAAAAAGAAAAAUUGACUACAGGUUUCCUUCAAUUUCCAUAGAGGACAUACGCGAUGCAAAAGAGGAGAGUGCAGUCCAGAAAUUACGCCAAAUACUCCUUGACAGGGAUUUGUUGCCCCCUGCACAUGAUGACUAUUAUACAUUGUUGAGAUUCUUGAAAGCUAGGGAUUUUAACAUUGAAAAAACAAUCCAGAUGUGGGAAGAAAUGCUUAGAUGGAGGAAGGAGUAUGAAACAGAUACCAUACUGGAGGACUUUGAAUUUGAAGAGUUGGAAGAAGUCUUGCAAUAUUAUCCUCAAGGUUACCAUGGAGUUGAUAGGGAAGGAAGACCUGUUUACAUUGAGAGGCUUGGGAAAGCUCACCCAAGUAAGCUUGUGAACAUCACCACAAUUGAUCGUUACUUAAAAUAUCAUGUCCAAGAAUUUGAGAGGACUCUGCAUGAGAAAUAUCCUGCAUGUUCGAUUGCUGCAAAGAGGCGGAUCUUUUCGUCAACAACAAUUUUGGAUGUGCAAGGAUUGGGAAUCAAGAAUUUCACAAAAACAGCUGCAAGUCUCCUGGCGGGUGUGUCAAAAAUUGACAACAGUUACUACCCUGAGACACUACAUCAAAUGUUCAUUGUCAAUGCUGGUCCUGGCUUCAAGAAGAUGCUUUGGCCUGCUGCACAGAAAUUCCUUGAUGUGAAGACAAUUGCAAAAAUACAGGUGCUGGAACCUAAAUCCUUGUCAAAAUUACUCGAAUUCAUUGACUCAAGUCAAUUGCCUGACUUCUUUGGUGGCUCAUGCACAUGUUCUACUGAGGGAGGUUGCCUUCGGUCUAACAUGGGUCCAUGGAAUGAUCCCGAGAUAAUGAAGCUUGUAUAUAAUACAGAAGCAACAUUUGGGAGGCAAAUCACAAGAAUGUCUACUGACCAAGAGAAAAUGAACUUUUAUAUUCAGGGAAAUCCACAUAAGGGGAAAAGUAGUUAUAUGUCAAUGUCAACAGCAGAGUCGGCCUCUGAUAUUGAUGAUUCAUGUUCCCCAACUAGACAAGGUAGCUCUAGAUGUCCACUUUUGGCACCGGUUCACGAGGAAGCCACGGCAUCAGACUCAAGUGUCUACUAUAGUUGCGAUGAUGAUUUUAGUCAGGUUGAUAAAGCUGUUGAGGCUGACCAAGGACUGGGACAUUGUCACAUUGAUAGUGAGAAUUCAUAUAGUGAGGCAACACCCAAUCUAGAAGGUACUCCAGUGAUCCAGUGGCUUGACAUAAUCCAGGAAAAAAUUGUAAAAAGGAGUUUCCAGUGUGUGGGAAGAGUACUGACGUCUUUGAUGGCCAAACUGCCGAGCUCACCCAUUGAAUCUUGGAGAAGACAGAACAACAUUUAUCCAUCUAAUGUGACAGAAGACACAAUGGAGAGUCGUCCAACUGGUGCUGAAGCUGUCAGCGUAGAAGAUCCCGUCCUUCCGUGUGUACAGCGUCUUCAGAGACUAGAAAAAUUAUUGGAAGAGCUUAACAACAAACCUGCUGAAAUUCCUUGGGAAAAGGAGCAAAUGCUUGACCGAUCAUUGGAUAGGAUCAAGUCUGUGGAGGUUGACCUCGAGAAAACAAAGAGAGUAUUACAUACCACAGUGGUGAAGCAAGUUGAGAUUGCUCAGUUGUUGGAAAAUUUGCAGCAGUCGAAAUUCCAUCGACGGAGGUUAUUCUGUUCUUGAAGAUCAGAAUUGGAACAAGCUACAUGUUGGACUGGUAGUAUAAGAAAUAUAAUGCACAUGCAGAGUACAUACAAGGAAGAACUGCAGGGAAAACAACUUUUAUUGUUUCUUUUUUUCUUUCCUUUUUUGCCCUUUUGCCACGGGGUACUUGGAAGAACCUACUUCACAGGAUCUUUUCCCUACUCAGAUUUCAGACAGUGCAGCAUAUUCCUUUGUCUCAUUUCUCUGUUGAAAUAACUGCACAGCAUUUUUCUCACUUAAAGAGAACACAAGAUGUAGAUCAGACUUUGAUAUAUUGCAGUCAAUAAUAAGGAUUAUUGAAAUUCUUUAAAUGAA